CGCUUUCCCUGUUAUUUCAUCCUUUUAUAUCCCUUUUAUUUUUCAUUGGAUUUUAAUUAACCUAUUCUUGUUACUUUACCUGCAAGCUUUCAUUUUUAUAAUUUUCUCAUAAAAAGGAGAAAAUUUUCCUUCCGCUCUGGAAAAAUCAGACCGCAGUACUAUUCAAAGCCGGCAAGAAUCCUCUGGGCUUCUAGCGUGUGUGGUGACAGAACGAAUUUUACUCGCUUGGGUAUGUAUAGGUAACACCGGUCAGAAUGAUUUGUUGGGUUUUGCUUUCAGCGACAAUAGAGGCUGCUUUUAUUUUCAGCAUGAAGCGUUCGAGCAUCUGAAUGGAGAGAAGCGAAGCGCGUGCGCUUUGAUUUGUUGAAGGAUUUGUCUUGUUUAAUCGCGAAGGUUCUGAAGGACAGAUAGAGUUGUCCAAUCAUUGGCUUUUGUUAAUGAAUUGUGGAUUAUAGAUUGGCUGAUUCCGGUGAGGAAGAAUGAGAUCAUUGUAGGUUUUUGUCUCGGUCAAAUUGCACGGAGGAGUAAUGGUUUUUGUCCUUUGAUCUGGAAUCUGCCCAGUAUAUGUAUGUGGAUUGAAGAUUCUCUUUUCUGUCGCAAAUUGGGAAUUUAAGUGGUGAUUAAUUGACUCUUGGAUUUUAAUUGGGUUUGAGUUUCUCCCAUGGAUGAAGCUCAGGUUGGCUCUGGUUCCUUACCUCCUUUCCUGGCGAAGACAUAUGAGAUGGUGGAGGAUCCUUCCUCGGAUUCGGUAGUUUCUUGGACCAGCACUAGUAAAAGUUUUGUAGUAUGGGAUCCGACCGAAUUUGCAAGGGUUUUGCUACCAAGAUUCUUUAAACAUAAUAACUUCUCGAGUUUCAUCAGGCAGCUGAAUACUUAUGGUUUUAGAAAAGUCGACCCAGAACGGUGGGAAUUUGCGAAUGAUGAUUUUAUAAGGGGAAAACCACAUCUUUUGAAGAGUAUCCAUAGGCGAAAACCAGUUCAUAGUCAUUCUUUGCAGAAUCAGCAGGGACAUGGGCCUUCUCCAUUGUCUGAAUCAGAAAGGCAGAAUUUCAGUGAUGAAAUAAUGAGGCUUAAACAAGAUAAAGAAGUACUUGCCUUAGAUUUACAGAGAUAUGAACAGGAAUGGAAAACUUGUGAGAUACAAAUACAUUGUUCAAGCAACCGUUUGGAAAAGUUGGAACAGAAGCAACAAAAGAUGGUUUCCUCAAUUUCUCAAGCCUUGCAGAAACCUGGGGUUGCUUUAAAUCUCUGGUCACUUUCAGAAUCCCCGGAUAGAAAACGAAGGAUGCCGAGAGGUGGAUCCUUUUCUGAUGAAGCUAGCAUUGAAGAUCCUAUGGAGACUUCUCAAAUGUUACCUAGAGAAAUCUCCAUGCUGACAUCAGACAUGGAGCGAUUGAAUCAGCUGGAAUCAUCUCUGUUAUUCUGGGAGAACAUUGCACUUGACUUUGGUGAUACCUUUAUUCAGGGUUCUUCAAACUUGGACUUUGAUGAGUCUACAAGUUGUCCUGAUAGUCCAUCUAUAUCGUGCGUGCAACUAGAUAUUGAAAUUCAGCCAAAGUCAUCUGGAAUAGACAUGAAUGCUGAGCCUGCUGCAUCUGCUGUUCCUGAGACUGUUCCAUCAAAAGAACAAGUAGUGGAAACAACCACCGUGGCGACUGGUGUUAAUGAUGUCUUCUGGGAACAGUUCUUGACAGAGAAUCCCGGUUCGUCAGAGACACAAGAGGUGCCGAUGGAAAUGAAGGAUUCUGGUGCCAGAAAGAAUGAAGGAAAACCUAUUGAAGUAAAUAGAUUUUGGUGGAAUGUGCCGACUGUAAAUAAUCUUCCGGAACAGAUUGGGCAUCUUAGUCAAGCAGAGAAAACUUAAUUGCAGUGAAUUACCAUCCGGCUUGUGAUGCCCAACAAAAAUUUUAGGUAUCAGGAUUUUGAUUGAAUGCGACAAUUGGCUUCAAAUUGGGUAUUGCGCCAGAGGCUGGGUGGGCUUGUGGAUAUGAAGACAAUUUGAAUUGCUAAUUGCAAGCUUUGAUGCCAGACGUGUAAAGCAAAUACUGAAGGCUUUCCACCUUUCUCAUUUCGGAACUUUACUUGCGCUGAUUUUUGUUCGAUAGUUGUUUGUGGAUUGGAGUUCCUCUGCCCUAGCUCUGGCAGGAACACAAAGGUGAAUAUACUGAGAUGGAAACAGGGCGCACCUUGCACACAAAAGAAUCUGCAUUCUGGAGUGUCCAAUGAAUUUGAAGCAUGGAUGCUCUGCUUGGUGAAAGUGGUUCAUGCAGUACAGUGGCAUUAUGUGAUGCAUGUAAGCCAACCUUACUCAGCGGGAUAAUGUUGCUCCUUCUUGUUGUCGUGGAUGGUGAUGCUCUGUGGAAGUGAAUGAAGACGGCAGAUUCAGAACUUGCAGAUAUCUCAGUUCUGUUGGGAUUUAUUGCAUGGGAUGAAACUAUGAAAGAUGGAUCUGAACUUAAAUGAUUGUUAGAAUGUAGAUGUAACUGAGGCUAGCUCCAAUUUUUUAUUGGAUGGAUUGAGAUGUUGCACAGCCUUAUCAGUUAUUUUUGUUUGAUCACCUGUAAAAUUAACUCUUAGCAUGUAGCUUUUCUCUAAUUUAUGUACCAUUCAUUUCCUCUUUACCA
Messenger RNA from Neltuma alba, 2624 nucleotides. Its product is annotated as heat stress transcription factor A-4c-like. Gene Ontology annotation, cellular component: nucleus. Lineage: Eukaryota; Viridiplantae; Streptophyta; Magnoliopsida; Fabales; Fabaceae. Gene Ontology annotation, molecular function: DNA-binding transcription factor activity; RNA polymerase II cis-regulatory region sequence-specific DNA binding. The record is from RefSeq and is a predicted model, not a curated record. Bases 662 to 1864 code for a protein of 400 amino acids. The transcript has 3 exons. Gene Ontology annotation, biological process: cellular response to heat; regulation of transcription by RNA polymerase II.